Molecule: messenger RNA, 7263 nt
Organism: Antechinus flavipes (yellow-footed antechinus)
Lineage: Eukaryota; Metazoa; Chordata; Mammalia; Dasyuromorphia; Dasyuridae
Gene: NR4A2
Product: nuclear receptor subfamily 4 group A member 2
Exons: 8
Coding region: 4176-5972 (598 amino acids)
Biological process (GO): regulation of transcription by RNA polymerase II; dopaminergic neuron differentiation; central nervous system neuron differentiation
Cellular component (GO): nucleus; transcription regulator complex
Molecular function (GO): nuclear glucocorticoid receptor binding; RNA polymerase II cis-regulatory region sequence-specific DNA binding; zinc ion binding
Source: RefSeq, a predicted model, not a curated record
AUAAAUUUCUCAUUUUUGCAUGUCGUUUUAAAGGUAAGUCUGAUGCUGGACUCAAAAUCUCAAAAUUGUCAUUUUUAACUGAGUCACAAUAGUUUGUGAUGUUUGUAUUCAACAGUCAUGUAAGGCUGCAAUCAUUUAAAUUCAGAAGUUCAGUUCCAUUUAGCCUAAAGCAUCAUUUUAACAUUUUCUAAAAGGUUGUUCAAUCCUGCAUUUUGACUCCAUUAUAUAUGUGUAAUUAAACCUCUACACACAAAAGCAUUCUAUGUACCAGCAAAUACACCCACAGGAAUCCUCUUCUAAACUGUAAUUUAUUUAAACAUGUAAUCAUAGGAUUUUAAAACAUGCUUUCAUUUUUCCAAACUAUAUGCCAAUCUGAACUGCUUGGUGAUAAAAUGAGUUUAUUACCAGCUAGCAUUUACCAAAUACUCAGUGAACUAAACAUGAGCAGGAUGAGGAAAUGAAUUGUAAAUCCAAUUCCAGGUGUAUCAGGUUCUGGUUUCUCUAUAAAAAUAGAGGAGGACUCAUAAUCUACGCGUUUAUGAAUUUCAGUUUUUGAGCAGCAGAGAAAUGUAUAUUUGGCCUGCUAUAAAUCUUAAAUUUUAUGUGGCUUUUAAAGCUUAAAAAAAGUUUGUGGCAUCAGGCCCCCUACUGACAGGAUCAGUCUAUUACAGAGAUUGUUCUAAUUGGACUUUUAUCAGUUCAAUACUCAUUUGUACUGGGGGAAAGAUUUAAGUUUGUUGCUUCAUCUCCAGCUUCAGCAUUUACUGGCCUGUGUGAGCAAUAUAGAGUCCCGACAAGUACUGUCAGGCCAACCAACCUGACCAGUUAUAGGUUUAUUUAAUAAACUUUUGUUAACUUUACUCCAGCUUUCUUAGAUUGUGUUCUUAAUGAGGAUCUCGACCUACAGGAAAAUCCAGAAAUUUGAAAAUAGUAACUACAAUUCAGUUAGGAAUAGAAGAAAAUUGCUCCUAUCUCCUUUUAAAAAUCGUUAUCAUCAUAAAGGAUACUGUGAAAAUUUGCUUAAUUCGACCAAAAGCUCAGUCAUCAAGAAGUCAAAAACAGGAUUGGACAGUGACGUAAGGGACUCCGUGCAACUUUCAGACUAUGAAAUUCACUUCCCUAACCGAAGACUUUAACUCACUUGGAGUAGAGGAGUAUAUCUCUCAGGUUCUUAAGUCAUCCCGGAGUGUGUUUUGCAAUGGUAAAUGGAAGAGAACUAAGUUGUCCGAUUGGAUAUAUGUGUCUGAGUGGUGUGUGUCUGCAACCUUAAAAUACUCCCAGUCCUCGCUUUCCUAGGGCUAAAUGAAAAAAAAAAAAAAAAUUGCCACCAAGUCUCAGACGUUGCUGCGCUAGAGUUUCCGACGGCCUUAAAAUAGCUAGUGCUAGCCCUGCCCACAGCCGGGAUCAAUGAGAGUUCCCCUCCUCACCCCGCCCUGCCCCCUUACACACUAGGGGAAAGGGAGCUGGGGAGCACGCCGCAGGCUGUGCAGCGGCUGCUAUUUUUGGCCGCACCCGGUUCGGUGCGUCAAUGACUGCGCCUCUGCGUCACGGCCACCCCUUCCCCCUUCCUAUCUCCCUCCCUUCCAAACUCUCACUUUUUCCCUUUCGUUAGCUUUGAAUCUCUCCAGCCCACGGGGUAGCUGACGCUGCUGAGCUCAUGCUAAUGAGCUAUUCUUCCCUGUUCUACCCCUUUCCCCCUCCCCCUCACUACAGCGGCUUCUGCUUCCCCUUGGUCUCCCUCAUAUCUCCUCGCCUUAUUUUUUCUCGCGCCAGCUCGGGCACCGAGGUGCAGCGGCGGCGGCGGCGGCAGCGGUAGCGACAGCUGCAAUGGCAGCAGCCGCCGCCACCGCAUCUGGGAAAGCUUAAGGUGGUCACUAGGUUUCCCCUGGGCGUCAGGGUAGCAGCGUCAGCGGCUUUCCCAGGCAGUACGCGGUGCUUGGGACUGGAAGCUCACAGCCCAGGAGAAGGCGGGGCGGGAAAGGCGAAAAGGUGAAGGCUGAGGUGCAGUUUCAGGCUGAGGAACCACGACACUGGGUUAAUUUUGACUGCUUUUUCUAAUAACGAAAAUACCAGUAACAUAUAGAAAUGUGGAGGGUACAAUGGGUCACUAGGAAGCGCGAAAUCUUGCUGCUUGAGAAAAGAAUGGGAGCUAAAAGCCGUAGUUCAGGAGGAAGAGUAAAUAGAGAUUAUAGAUACUCCCAACAUUUUACUCGCAACUGAUUCAGAUUCUGUGCUAAAUGGCUUAGGCUAGGGUGUCCCUUUCCAUUUUGGAACAAGUGGACUUCUUCAACAAGUAAGCCUUUUUGGUCUCUGGGACUCGAACCGCUGUGCGUCUCUUCUCUUGGAAACGCCAGCAUUUCCUUUACUAGAAAGCAUUCUGCGUGAUUCGCUCCCUCUCUGAUGCAAGGUGCUGUCUCUGUCCUUAUCCCCAGUCCAACCGAUUAGCAUGCAAAGCAGAGCUCAGCCGGUGACAGCUUUCUGGUAACUCACCGAACUCAGCAUCCACAGACUUCAAUAUUUUCUGAAUUCAGAUCCAUUACACCAAGAUUUUCUGAGGAAAUUAGCGUGUUACUCCUUUUUCUUUUCUUACUCCAUUUCUUUUCUUUUUUCUUUUUUGAGAAGGGGGUGUCAUUUUCCAUACUACCCAGUUAAGGAGUAAUACUGUGUUUACUUGGAGUUCUAUGUUCUAGAGAAAUAUAGUUUUUAAAAAUACUCGGGGAGAGUACAGUUCUGAAGUUGAAAAGAAUUUACCUGAGGUGGAAAUCACCUUUCUUUGGGGAAAGCACACCUGUUGCGUGAAACUCUCUUGCAUUGUCAGGAGAGGGGGAGCUAUAUUUCUCAAAUAGAUUAUGGUUUUAUAAGAGCAGAUUUGGUCCAGUGCCCAUCCUGUCUCCCUCGUCCCAUCCCCCUUUCCAUACCAGAGUUACUAUGUCCUUCCCCCUACACGUGGGCAUGAGGAAAGGGCAUCACACAAAAUAAAACGACUUUUUUAUUCUCCCAAGAGAAAAAUAUGGGAGGGGGAAGGAAAGCACCAAGAAAGGGAAACCCCAACUUAGCAGCCUAGUGGAAUAGGCUUCUGUACACAGUUAAGAGCCUGGGGAUGAGUGUAGAAGUGUGGAGCGGGCGGAGGGGGACACAGGGCGGGGAGGGGGGGGGAGCGUUAGAACAAUGAAAGUAGAUAUCACCCAAUAAAUACUGUCUCCUACAGGUACGGGUUACCUGGCAUAUACAACCCCUCUCAGCCAUCCUUUCACUCUCUUUCUUAACUCCACCCUCACCCCAUCCCAUCUUCGUUUUUGUUGGUACUCUUACACAUCUGGACUGCCAAAACUGGAGAGUUUUAGAAAAGGCGGGGCGAAGUGAGCUUUACUGAUUUUAGGAGAAAGGGUAGGUAGAUUUCACCUAUUUCGGAAAAAAAAAAAGAAAAAGGAAAAAAAAAAGGAAGAAAUGGAAAGAAAAAAAAAAAACCCAACUAGGCUAACAAGGUGAACCCAGAACGGUUCCCACCUUAAAAUCUGCCCUGCUUGUGACGUCAGGUCGGAAAUUUACCAAAGCGAGAGCUGGCCAACUGUAUGGGGAGAAACAGCCCAAAGGAGCUGGGAUUGGGCAGCCUGCACUGACGUGUGCUGACGCUUGGAGACUAGGUGCAUGUUGGCUGUGGAAUACGGAGCCCACAUAAACAAAGGCACAUUGGAGGGAAGGGCCAGUCUGUCCGGCUGCUCUCACUCUGCUACAAGAGUACUGCACUUCCCCAGCAGCGCUUGUAACUAGCAACUUCUCUCGACCGAUCGUUAUUUUUUUUUUUUCCCUUUUCACCGAUCUAACCCACCCCCUCCCCUAUCCCCCCGCCACCCCACCUCCCAAAGGAAACUGCACUUCAAGACAGUUGAAUGAAUGAAAAGAGACGUGGAGAACCAUUAAGGAGCAGGCUGGACAUACUGGACUACUCACUUAUUUUUUAAUAUCUUGGAAACUUUGUCCUCCAUUGAAUUACGACACUGUCCACCUUUAAUUUCCUCCAAAACGCCUGUAACUCGGCUGAAGUGCUGAGUACAGCUUAUUUAAUACGGAACCUCCCUGUGGUUGAUCCAGGUGUGCAAAAGGUGUACAAAAGCAGGAGAGAAAGUGUUCACUUGACCAGGCUGAGUGUCUAUCACCCUGUUUCAUUUCCAGCCAUGCCCUGUGUUCAGGCUCAGUAUGGGUCAUCGCCUCAAGGAGCCAGCCCAGCUUCCCAGAGCUACAGUUACCACUCUUCGGGAGAAUGCAGCUCCGAUUUCUUAACUCCAGAGUUUGUCAAGUUUAGCAUGGACCUCACCAACACUGAAAUCACUGCCACCACUUCUCUCCCCAGCUUCAGUACCUUUAUGGACAACUACAGCACAGGCUACGACGUCAAGCCACCUUGCUUGUAUCAAAUGCCCCUCUCCGGACAGCAGUCCUCUAUUAAAGUGGAAGACAUUCAGAUGCACAGCUACCAGCAACACAACCACCUGCCCCCACAGUCCGAGGAGAUGAUGCCGCACUCAGGCUCCGUUUAUUACAAGCCCUCGUCGCCCCCGACGCCCUCUACUCCCGGCUUCCAGGUGCAGCACAGCCCAAUGUGGGAUGACCCAGGCUCCCUUCAUAACUUUCACCAGAACUACGUGGCCACCACCCACAUGAUCGAGCAGAGGAAAACGCCGGUGUCUCGCCUUUCUCUCUUCUCCUUUAAGCAAUCUCCCCCUGGCACCCCAGUGUCCAGUUGCCAGAUGCGCUUUGACGGGCCUCUCCACGUGCCCAUGAACCCCGAGCCGGCUGGGACCCACCACGUGGUGGACGGGCAGACCUUCGCUGUGCCCAAUCCCAUCCGCAAGCAAGCGGCCAUGGGUUUCCCGGGGUUGCAGAUCGGCCAUGCCUCGCAGCUGCUGGACACCCAGGUGCCCUCUCCUCCUUCUCGGGGAUCACCGUCCAACGAAGGACUGUGCGCUGUGUGUGGGGACAACGCAGCCUGCCAGCACUACGGCGUGCGCACCUGCGAGGGCUGCAAAGGUUUCUUUAAGCGUACGGUCCAGAAAAAUGCGAAAUACGUUUGUUUAGCUAACAAAAACUGCCCGGUUGAUAAGCGGCGCCGAAAUCGCUGUCAGUAUUGCCGAUUUCAAAAGUGCCUUGCUGUUGGGAUGGUUAAAGAAGUGGUUCGUACAGACAGUUUAAAAGGUCGGAGAGGUCGUUUACCGUCGAAACCGAAGAGUCCCCAGGAGCCCUCUCCCCCCUCUCCCCCGGUGAGUCUGAUCAGUGCCCUGGUGAGAGCCCAUGUCGACUCCAACCCGGCUAUGACCAGCCUGGACUAUUCCAGGUUCCAGGCUAACCCUGACUAUCAGAUGAGUGGAGAUGACACUCAGCAUAUUCAGCAGUUCUAUGAUCUCUUGACCGGCUCCAUGGAGAUCAUCAGAGGAUGGGCAGAAAAGAUCCCAGGCUUCACUGAUCUUCCCAAACCAGACCAAGAUCUACUUUUCGAAUCUGCUUUCUUGGAACUGUUUGUCCUGCGGUUAGCAUACAGGUCCAACCCAGUGGAGGGUAAACUCAUCUUUUGCAAUGGGGUGGUCUUGCACAGGUUGCAAUGCGUUCGUGGCUUUGGGGAAUGGAUUGAUUCCAUUGUUGAAUUCUCCUCCAACUUGCAGAAUAUGAACAUUGACAUUUCUGCCUUCUCGUGCAUUGCUGCCCUGGCGAUGGUUACAGAGAGACACGGACUCAAGGAACCCAAGAGAGUGGAAGAACUGCAGAGCAAGAUUGUAAAUUGUCUCAAAGACCACGUGACUUUCAAUAAUGGGGGUUUGAAUCGCCCCAACUAUUUGUCCAAACUAUUGGGGAAGCUCCCAGAACUUCGCACCCUGUGCACACAGGGGCUACAGCGCAUUUUCUACCUGAAACUGGAAGACUUGGUACCACCUCCAGCAAUAAUCGACAAACUUUUCCUGGACACAUUACCUUUUUAAGACUUUAUCCAGCUUAUUUCAAAUGAACUUGAAAGGAACGUGAAUUGUCUGAGGGUGGGAAUUCCCACGUGCACAAAAGCACCUCUGGGUGCCUCUGCUCCAUUUCCCUCCUCUUCCCAACUUCCUAACCCAUCCCAAAACCUCCUGCUCCCACAUCUCCCCCACCCAAAACAAAACUGUUGCUAUUUCCUAACCUGCAGGUAGAACGUGAAAGGGCAUUUUGGCUCUGGGGCAUCCUGGAUUUAGAAUAUGGACUACACACAAUACAGUGGUAUAAACUUUUUAUUAUCGGCUUUAAAAAAGAAUUUAUUGUUCAGAAGAAGGACUCCUAUUGUAAAAUGAAAAAUGUCUAGUCACGUCGGGUGCUGCAGCUAAGACAGAUUGAAUACACAUACAAAAGUAUUAAGGUGACCCACAAAGUAUCGCCCUUUUAAAGACAAAGUUUUCUGCUGUAAAAGAAAGCUGUAAUAUAUAGUAAAACUUAAUGUUGCGUGGGUGGCAUGAAUUAAAGAAGGCAAAGGCUUGUAAAUUUAUCCAAUGCAGUUUGGCUUUUUAAAUUAUUUUGUGCCUAUUUAUGAAUAAAUAUUAAAAAAAUUCUAAAAGAUAAAUGUGUUUGCAAAAAAGGAAUAAAUUACACAAAAAGGGACAGCAUGUUGAUUCUAGGUCGAAAAUGUUAUAGGCACUUGCUAUUUCAGUAAUGUCUAUAUUAUAUAAAUAGUAUUUCAGACACUAUGUAGUCUGUUAGAUUUUAUAAAGAUUGGUAGUUAUCUGAGCUUAAACAUUUUCUCAAUUGUAAAAUAGGUGGGCACAAGUAUUACAAAACUGAAAAUCCUGACAAAGGGACACAUAGUGUUUGUAACACCGUCCAACAUUCCUCGUUUGUAAGUGUUGUAUGUACUGUUGAUGUUGAUAAAAGAAAGUUUAUAUCUUGAUUAUUUUGUUGUCUAAAGCUAAACAAAACUUGCAUGCAGCAGCUUUUGACUGUUUCCAGAGUGCUUAUAAUAUACAUAACUCCCUGGAAAUUACUGAGCACUUUGAAUUUUUUUGGUUUUUUUUAUGUCUAAAAUUGUCAGUUAAUAUAUUAUUUUAUGUUUAAGUAAGAUUUUUAAUAUUGCCAUAUUCUGUAGUAUUUUUCUUUGUAUAUUUCCAGUAUGGCACAUGAUACAAGUCACUGCCUUUUUUUCUAUGGUGUAUGACAGUUAGAGACGCUGAAUUUUUUUUCUUGAUAAAUUCUUUCUUUGAGAAAGACAAUUUUAAUGUUUACAACAAUAAACCAUGUAAACGAAUAUAA